Molecule: messenger RNA, 1044 nt
Organism: Lingula anatina
Lineage: Eukaryota; Metazoa; Brachiopoda; Lingulata; Lingulida; Lingulidae
Biological process (GO): proteolysis
Molecular function (GO): serine-type endopeptidase activity
Source: RefSeq, a predicted model, not a curated record
AUGAAAUUGUCUCUAUUUCUUGCCUCCAUGCUUUUGGCUCUUUUAGCGUUAGAACAGGUGAAUGCCCAUGAUACCAAUGAUGCCAAUGACACAGACAAGAUACCACCUGGAAUGAAGUUUGAGAAGGAAAAAAUUCCUGAGAACCGAAGACUAAAGAACAUGAAGAAGGAAAACCCCGCAGAAAUGAGAAAGCUGAUGAAGGAAAAGGGAUUGAUAGACAUCUCCGAGGGGAAAGGUUUAGUGCCGUUGAUCACUGCUAAGGAUGGUUCUAACGUUCCCAACCAGUAUAUUGCCCAUCUUAAGCCUUGUGGAAAGUAUGGAAAAAGCUGGCAUGCAAGUCGUUUUUCCAACAGUAGAGACUACGAUGGCCAUGGUACCCAUGUGGCCAGUACCCUUGGAGGCGCCACCUAUGGAGUAGCCAAGGAGGUGAACAUCAUCCCCGUCAAGGUAUGCGCUCAUGUUAAAAGUUGCUUUAAUUCGGAUAUCGUGGAAGGACUUUACUGGAUAAAGUCACGGGUUCAACGAUACAAGCGUCUAUCAGUUGUGAAUAUGUCACUGAGUGGUUGGUAUUCAUCCUAUAUGAAUGACGCCGUGUAUGCUGUAUUGUAUGCAGGCAUACCAGUGGCUGUCGCUGCUGGAAAUGAACACAAGUACAAUGCAUGUUAUAAAUCCCCGGCAAGCGUAAGAUGGGCCCUCACAGUUGGCGCCACCGAUAUAAAUGAUUACGUGGCUUCAUUUAGUAACAUUGGACCGUGCGUCGACAUUUACGCUCCAGGGACGAAAAUAAGGGCCGCCUAUUACGCACACAACUACGGUUGGCUUGAGAUAGGUGGGACGUCAAUGGCGUCCCCACUCGUCGCAGGCGCAGUCGCAGGAAUGUUGCAGGUUUUCCAAGACGCUGGUUAUUAUCGAGUCCCGUCAAUAAGCCUUGUUGAUGACAUCAGCUAUAACAUUAUCAAGUUUGCAGAGAAGGGCACAGUGAGGGGACUCCCGUCCACAAACAACAACAAUGUUAUGCUGCAAACCAUGUGCCUUACUACCUAA